Molecule: messenger RNA, 2937 nt
Organism: Orbicella faveolata
Lineage: Eukaryota; Metazoa; Cnidaria; Anthozoa; Scleractinia; Merulinidae
Biological process (GO): regulation of GTPase activity; negative regulation of Ras protein signal transduction
Cellular component (GO): cell cortex
Molecular function (GO): protein binding; GTPase activator activity
Source: RefSeq, a predicted model, not a curated record
GCCGAAAAUAGAUGUUACAUCCUGAGAAAAAAAGAACGUUUUUCAGUUUUUCGAUCACCUGUUGUUUCGUUUCGGCUGGGUACAGCCAUCGAAAAGAAAUCCUCCUCUUUCAUGCUUUUUGCGAGGAGAUGCAGAAUGGUAACAAAGAGGAAAUGCAACUUAGAAGCAAUCAAGAGGUUCAGAAAAAUACUCCAGAUGCUGAUUGUCGUCACAAAUUGACCCGGGCACAAAUUAUGUAACUUGCUCGGCUAAACUAAUAGUUCAGAUAUUGGGCGCCAGCUGAACAGUCCAUCAGAUAUACUGCACCCGCGGUUACUCUCGACUAAAGUGAUUCUAAAAAACUGAUUUUUUUUCGGAGCAGUAUAAGUCGAUUGAUUAGCUUACCUCGUUAAAAGGGAUGGCUACAUAUGCAAAUAUUUUUCUUUUUUUUUUCUUCGACAAAUUAGGUGUUUCCUAAAACACUGAUCGGAAAUUAAACCGAAACUAACUUGCGAUUUGCUCAUAUUCUUAGAGAUUUAGCACGUUUCAGAGAAGCUUAGGAACAUGGCUACAAUAUAAGAAACACAAUCGACCUUGGGACGUAGACCGGCUACAACGCACAGGAAGAGUACAGUAUGGAAAACGUGUGUCUAAAAGACCCGUGUUCUUCUAUGUAGUCUGACUUGCAUUCCCUUUAGCUAUUACUGAAAUGUUGUUGCCAAAGCUCUCUCUCUCUCUCUUCUUUAAUCUUCACUGGAGUUCAACUCUUAAUGUCAUAAAUAAAAGCAAAUUAGAACAGAUGCCGGCGGAUCUUUUGAGAAAUUUGCUCCAUGUGCAGUAGCGGUUCUUCCUAUAUUGCUAAUAGCAUUUUUGGAACGAGAACAUUACGUUCUUCCGUAAUCUAAUAUCGAUUGUAAAACUGACGAACGUACAAAAUCAUAAAUGUUCCCAGGUAUAUUCGAUAUUCAAAGUUGUCUAUUUACUAUUUCCGUCACUCGCUUCCGCCCUCGUGUCGCAAAACCGGAAAAGAUAGUGCUGUCAAAAAAUCCCAACCAGCCAAUCAGAAUUCAACACUGAGUCACAUGUAAAAACAGAACCAAACCAUGCGAACAUCCUGUCGAGCGGAAGCGAUAUGCGCGAUCACACUGCUACUCUAGGUACACCAUGAGUAAGUUGUAAACAUUUUCCUUCAGGAAACGGUCUUGAGGGCAUGUCCUCGAUAAAAUUCCAGCGCAGUGGUGCAAGAUUUCUCAAUGAUGCGUAGUUGUUCGGGGUGGUUUUGCCGCGCUGACCUUGUUUCGUCCGUGUUUUCACCUCAAUCAUCAAGACAGGAAACUUCACGUGAAUUUCGUUCCAUUCAAUUCGCUACCUCAUGGCUGCCGUAGACGAUGAAUCACUUUUGAUGGAAGAGGAAAAACUGCAGCAUAAUUCAAUCCACAGGCAGUUAAAAGUUCUAAAAGACAAGAUUUCGGACUUGAGCAAAACAAACUAUGAAUUGGAAAGGGAGGUUCGCUUCUUCGAUCAGCGUAUUGGACUUCUUAUUAACCACAAGAAGGCUGUGGAAGAAUUGGCAGAUUUUUCUAUUGAAGGAGAGCGAACCUUGAAAGUCGAGGUAAUAGACAAUGACACACAGCAAGAGAAAUAUGGAAAUCUGUUUUUUCUCCUCCAAACGGAGGCUAACUACCUAGCACAGCUGACAAGGAUUGUUUCGCUAGCAGAGAUUGACGACCUAUUACAGCCUGUCUUAUUCUCAUUAUAUGGCAAUCAGUAUGAGCUUAGAGAAGAACAUCUAUUACUCACUUUGUUCCAGCUGGCUCUGAAAUAUGAGGUUAAUGAGUCUGAGACAUUUAACAGCCUCCUUCGAGCAAAUACUGCCAUCACAAGAAUGAUGACAACAUACACAAGAAGAGGGCCAGGUCAGGAAUACCUUAAAUCAACUCUUGGACCAUGUAUUGGUCAUGUUGUUGACCGGGACAAGCUGGUACUUGAAAUCAAUCCUCUGAAGGUUUUUGCUGAAAUCUAUGGUACAUUAGCCGACUCCUCUGGACAGUUGACCAUGGAGCGAGCCAUGGAUGACUCUGGUGUGCAAGCCACAAUACAAGAACGCAGUACUCAGCUUCAGACAAUGGCAUUAGAAUUUGUUUCUGCAAUCACAAAUUCACUCCAUGAAGUGCCUUAUGGCAUCAGAUGGCUGUGCAGUACUAUUGUUUGUUUAGUCAAGGAGAAAUAUCCUGAUGUUUCUGACACAAAUAUCACUUCCCUGAUUGGUGGAUUUUUUCUCCUGCGAUUCUUAAAUCCAGCAAUAGUCACACCUCACGCCUUUAUGUUGGUCGGUAAACCUCCAAGCCAGUGUGCACGGAGAAAUCUAACAUUGAUAGCAAAACUGUUACAGAGCAUGGCUAACCGACAUGUAGUAAGAAGUCAUUUCAAGGAAGAAUAUAUGCAGCCUCUGCAGUCAUUUGCAAUGGCGCACGUUGAUGAUGUACAGAAUUUUUUGACACACUUAUUUAAAUUUAAUGAAAUUAAAGAUUUUUAUGAAACUUUAGAGGUAAGUCUUUGUUCAAUCUCUUGUCGUAGCAAUGUAGUUACAUAUACUGUACAUCAUUUAUCUCCAAGAACUAGUAUUAAUCCUUUUCUUCCCCUUACCGUUUAGUAAUGAAUUCAACUAGAUAGAUAAUAAAGAAUACAGAUGCUGAUCACUACAGUAAAAGGUCUUUGUUUAGUUCCAAAUUCUCCCAAAUGAAUAAUAGAAAAUGCAUGAGGUAAAUAUGGAUAAUUUUCACUCUGAUAUUGAGACUAAGGCCCAGUUCAGAUGCCAAACUUUUCAUGAGCCAAACCUAGCUGAUACAUUGAAUUAAGUACAUGAAAAGUUCAGCAUCUGAAUCAAUUAAGAAUGGCUAUUUGAAUUUGGAACAGCUCAGCCAUUCUUCCCGCCUAGCUCAGCAGGGAAUUUCGGCU